AUGGGAAGUCAAAUGAAGAAGCAAUGGCCUCAACUUGCUUGUGCUUUGACAUUUUUCUUGAUUGCCACAUGCACUAUGGCAUAUUCACCUUAUUCUUAUGAAUCAUCAGAUUCAACAUACAAUAAAGUACAAACCACAAUAGCCAAAAGUGAAGACUACAAGGUACCCUUAGAAUCGGAAAAGGAAUAUAAUGUGCCAUCUUUGCCGAAGAAUGAUAACUACAAGAAGCCAUCAGUUACAGAAGAUAACUACAGGAAAGUACCCUCAGUUGUUGAACAUGAAUACAAGGUGUCAUCCUUGCCAAAGAAUGACUACUACAAGAAGUCACCAGUUCCACCAGAAGAAAACUACAAGAAGGUGUCAUCUGUUCCAGAGGUAACCUCAAUGCCUAAACAAGAAUACAAGGUUCCAUCUUUAUCAAAGAAUUACUACUACAAGAAGCCGUCAAUUCCACAAGAUAACUAUAAAAAGAUGUCAUAUGUUCCAAAGGUUCCCUCAAUACCUAAAGAAGACUAUAAGGUGUCUUAUUUGCCAAAGAAUGACUACUACUACAAGAAACCAUCAGUUUCAGAAGAUAACCACAAAAAGGUGUCGUAUAUUCCAAAGGUGCCCUCAGUGCCUAAUCAGGAAUACAAGGUGUCUUCUUCGUCAAAGAAUGACUACUACAGGAAGCCAUCAGUUUUAGAAGAUUCCUACAAGGUGGCAUAUGUUCCAAAGAUGCCCUAUGAGCCUAAAGAAGAAUACAAAGUGCCUUCUUUUCCAAAGAAUGACUAUUCUAAGAAGUUAUCAGUUCCAGAAGAUAACUAUAAGAAGGUGACAUAUGUUCUAGAGGUACCCGUAGUGACCAAACCAGAAUACAAGGUGCCAACAUUGCCAAAAAAUGACUACUUUAAUAAACAAUCAGUUCCAAAAGAUAACUACAAGACGGUGUCAUAUGUUCCAAAGGUGCCCUCAGUGCCUAAACAUGAAUACAAGGUGCCUUCUUUGCCAAAGAAUGACUACUACAAGAAGCCAUCAGUUUCAGAAGAUAACUACAAAAAGGUAUCAUUUGUUCCAAAAAUACCCUCCAUGCCUAAACAAGAAUACAAGGUGUCGUCUUUGCCAAAAAAUGACUACUUCAAGAAACCAUCACCUUCUCCAUCACCACCACCUCCAUAUUAUUAAAGUUUCAUCUUUCAUGUACAACAUGUUUCAAGGAAG
Molecule: messenger RNA, 1200 nt
Organism: Solanum tuberosum (potato)
Lineage: Eukaryota; Viridiplantae; Streptophyta; Magnoliopsida; Solanales; Solanaceae
Product: periaxin-like
Exons: 2
Coding region: 1-1164 (387 amino acids)
Source: RefSeq, a predicted model, not a curated record